Molecule: messenger RNA, 461 nt
Organism: Camelina sativa (false flax)
Lineage: Eukaryota; Viridiplantae; Streptophyta; Magnoliopsida; Brassicales; Brassicaceae
Product: defensin-like protein 46
Source: RefSeq, a predicted model, not a curated record
UUUUCUUUAUCACUCAAUAGAACCUAUCUCUAAGAUCCAAGAAAUAAAUCAUUUGAAUUGCUCAAUAUAGUUUAUAGAAUAAAUUACUAUGUGUGGUACUAAAACUUUGGUGAUUUGUUUCCUUGUAAUAAUACUUGCAGUUUCGUUGUCUAACAAUAACGUUUUGGUUUCAGGGAUCAAGAAUUUUGAUGUUGACCAUUGCGAUACUCGGUGUUACGGAAAGGAUGAAUGUAUGAACUACUGUAUUCAAGCUGGAUAUAGAAGUGGAGAAUGCGGUUCUCUUUGUAUUCCAUGUCCUAUCAAAUGUUGUUGCCAAAAGUAGUGAAAAUUACUUAUAUGUAUAUCUUCUCUUUCAAGAUUGACGAUUCUAGCUUUGCAUUUAAUAUCUUUAAGUUAUUGGACUUGUAUCUUGCUUUACAUAUAAAUGCAAUGAAAUAAAACAAAACAGUUUUUAAUAAUAA